AUGGCGACCACCUUUCUUGAAUAUCUGACACAACCCAAUCCCCAAACGACUGUACUUAGCAAAGCCGGAUCCAGCACCAAGACUGGAAUUAACUAUGGUCCUGAUAAGUGUAUUAAAUGGGAAGACAUCACGUGGGAAAACCUGGAAGCGACCUUCAAGAAUAUCCUGAAGCAACCGAUGCGUAAGCCCCGUGUCGCUGAUGCGAGCGAGGUGCCUCCGGAGAAAAUGGAGAUAUUUCGAGAAGGGUCAGUGACCCAGCUGGCUGUUGCGUGGAAUGAGCCAGUCCUACGCCACGUAUUCCAAGGCACCCAUGAUGCCUUAGGAAGACCAAAGCAUGCGAGUGCUUUUCGUCGAGGAAGGAUCCAUCUCGAGAUGAACACAGGUCGGGGCAACGUGAAGAAUCCAAAAGGGAGAGACCAGGAGCCGGACUGGUGCGUUUAUCAAAAGGUGCCAGGGCUCGAGCCCUUCUAUCCGAACAUUGUUCCAGGGGAUUCCAAGCCAGCGAAGAAGUGGAAAUCAGCAUGGGUUAAUUCUAAAAAGCCAGUUCAAAGGAGAAAGGCAGAUUACGUCAUAAGACAGAUGACCAAGUACAUGUGGGAAGCCAAGACGAGGUAUGGUUUCAUUAUCAGCGAAGAAGAGCUGGUCCCCGUGAGGCUUUCUGUCUUCCCGAGAGAGAAUAUUGCAGGCACGGGAGUUGAGAUGCUAAACAAAUCCUUUGAGAACGUGGAUGAUGAGCAGGAGGAAGGUGUUAGUGAUGAUGACGCAGACCAGAUAUCCAAUGCGCCAUCUAAUGCGUCCUUCGGCGAAAGCAGGCGCAAAACGGGGCUGCAAGUUGAGUACUCUGGCAUUCCAUGGACCGCGAGUGGCGAAAAUAUCCUUACAAUGAAUCUCGCACUUUGGUGGCUUCCUGUACUCGCAGUGCAGGGACACACCAUUAAACAGUCAGGCACCUACACAUCGCUAGGGAAACGCACGCGAGGGGACAGUCCCGUGUUUCAAUUGGAUCAAGCCGAGCUUGAUAUGCUGGACAAAGCGUUCGGUGAAGCUUCGCAUCCCCGAAAGCGAAAGGCUGAGGAGGCGGAGGAGGAAGAGGAGAUCGAGAGCGACUCUUCUGCCUCAAAUCUCUCAUCAACCACUGACGAGCAGCGUCCCGCGAGACUUCACAGCUCCAGGAGAGGACGCUCACGUCUUAAGGCUGGGUCCACUUCACGGCUUGAUCAGCAUACAUCGAAACGACGAGUUGGGAAGCAGUCACCUAGCUUUGAAUACCCAGCCCAACGCGCACUACGGCGAUCCAGGCGGAGACGGAGACCAUCUCAAUCUGGACCAGAAAUUGAAGAGAGCUCUCAGGGUACAGAAGGAAUCAAUCAUUCCUUCUGUCUACACGAGUAA
Neoarthrinium moseri is the source of this 1392-nucleotide messenger RNA. RefSeq lists its product as uncharacterized. The record is from RefSeq and is a predicted model, not a curated record. The transcript has a single exon. Lineage: Eukaryota; Fungi; Ascomycota; Sordariomycetes; Amphisphaeriales; Apiosporaceae. Bases 1 to 1392 code for a protein of 463 amino acids.